AUGCCAGAGGACACUGACGAGUUGCGCAGGCAAUUACAACUGUCACAGAAACGCGAAAAUUUGGCUUCUUUACGUUUAACGGUUAAGGAGAAGCAGUUACGAGAUUUGAUGGAUGAAAAUGAAUCGAUGAAACGAAAUGCAAGUGAGGAAAAUAAAUCGGACUGCACACUGGUUGAUCAUGCUGUUGGUGUAAUGUUUGCGGCAAUGCGUGAUGAAAUACGUAAAGCUCGAAAAGAUGCUCGAAUAGCUGCCUUGGAGUUGAGAUCCAUUAAAAAUGGUCCAGAAAGUAAUGAUACGAAAUUAUUGAUAGCUACAUGCAAGAAACUUGAGCAAGAAAAUGGUGAGCUAAAAGACGAACUAAGUCGAGUCACUCGGCUGGAAACUUUGCUGGCCUAUAGCCGAAAAAAUGUGGAAGGAUUACGAAAAAGAUGUAGAGGUUAG
Molecule: messenger RNA, 441 nt
Organism: Gongylonema pulchrum
Lineage: Eukaryota; Metazoa; Nematoda; Chromadorea; Rhabditida; Gongylonematidae
Source: the annotation of a GenBank genome assembly